ACAAGCGGCACAAAAAAUGUAUUUAGAAAAAACCAUACAUUUAUGGAAAUGUAAUGUUUACAUUCCAUAUCGCACAUUUAAGCCUUUGUGAUGCUUGUAAUUACUUCAUUUCACAAAAAAAACCCUCACAAAUCUUCAGGAAAGCAAAUCCAAUUAAGAUGAAAAAAAAUGAACCCAAAUAUAUAUAUCCUGACCUAAAUUUUGAAAUCAACAAAAAGGUGGAAAAUGUAAAACCACAAAAAAUGAAACCAGAUAUAUAUCUUAACCUAAAUUUUGAAAUCAACAAAAAGGUGGAAAAUGUAAAAUCACUACGAAAUUGGGUGGCUUUUAACGGGAGCAAAGCGGUCGAACGGUCACGUUGUUCACACGAAGAGGGCGGAACUCUGACAACGUUGUUUGCCACGCGCCGAAUACGCCAAUGUCCCCGUCGCGGACAGACGGCAGGGCCGGUGAAUAGACGUUCCGUCGACGAGGGCAGCAGGUGCGCAGAGAUCGCAUUUCUCCUGCCACAGUUGUCAAUGUUUCCCAAGACGGGGCCGUGGCACGUUUUGAACAACCUCGAGUACGACUGCUGGCCGCUGUCACAGCCGAACGAGUUCAACAUGAUCGACUGCGGAGGCUUGGAAAUGGCUUGGUUUAAAAGGCCACCGGGCACGGUCGUGAGUGGAAACGUCUUCGAAGUCGUCUACGAGGUGGAUGCCCCGGACAGCUUUUACGAAUGGGGUGUAAGCAACAAAAUAUUCCCCAACAGGACGGUCAGUCAAGCGAAACAUUUUUGCGAGGAGCAGGAAUGCCCUGCACCAUGGAAGGAUGCAACGGAAAUCAACUGCUGCAUCCACCAUGCCAACAUCCACUCUUGCCCCCUCUCGUUCAUGGUGCAUGGUGGAAUCUGUGGGCCAUGGAUCCCAGAUGACGGACAAAUAUUUACCCACACACUCUCAGAAGCGGGCACAAUGAAGAGGCACAACUGGUCUGCUAUGGUCACGUUGGUGCACGAGGGAGUGACGGACCUGAUUGCACACGUCCGCGUGGGUCACAUGCAAGCGGCGCUUGUGGCAACGACCACCGUGCUCCCGGCCACAGUUUGUGGAGACGCAACCUGCGAUGCCGUCGAAAGCUGCUCCACCUGCCCCGCCGACUGUGGGGACUGUCCAAUGGCCACCUCCAUUAAGGUCGCCAUCGGGCUGCCGAUCUCCCUCGUGGUGUUCACCUUUAUCGUGACGAUCACGUGGUUUCAGUACCAGAAGCAGAAAAUGUUUUGGGAUGAGAGCUGGGUGGUCUGCCUGAAAGACCUCAAAAUGGGUCAGCUUCAAGGAUUCGGAAAUAGCUUGGUCAGCUUGCAGGAAUCUCCGUGCGAGAUUAAUUCCAGUCGCAUGAGUGGCCUGAGCGAUUCCUCGGCGACAGCCAACCACGCACCCUGCAAGCAGCACUUCACCAGCACUGUCAUCAUAAAUGGACGGACGGUGGCUUUAAAGAAAAUUGAAAAGAAAGCUUUUAACUUGACCAAGGUGAUCAGAAGAGAAGUGAAACAAGUGAGGGAGCUCGAGUACGCGAACCUGUGCAAGUUCAUCGGUGGGACUGUGGAGGUGCCCAACGUGGCCAUUCUCACCGAGUACUGUCCCAAGGGAAGCCUUCAGGACGUGCUCCUCAACGACGACAUCCCGCUCAACUGGGGAUUCAGGUUUUCAUUUGCAACAGACAUCGCGCGUGGUAUGGCCUUCCUUCAUAGCCACCGGCUCUUCCAUGGGAGGCUUAAGUCAACUAACUGCGUUAUCGAUGACAGAUGGGUGUGCAAAAUAGCAGACUACGGGCUCGAGGAAUACAGGAAGGACGACUUGGCGGAAUACGCCACCACGCACAAGCCAAAGUCCUGGGUUUACUUGCCGCCUGAACGUAUCGUCAGCAAAAACACAGAGCCAGCUCCGACGACAGAUGUGUACAGCUACGGCGUCAUUCUAGUUGAAAUCGCGACAAGGCAAACUCCCACGCCGACUGAAAUUGACAUUGCGACAGAUGCCCUGUCGUGGCAGCCAUCCAUCCCUGAACUGACCACAACCAAAUCGGAGAACGAUUGUCCGAGCCCAGCCCAGUACAUUGAGCUGAUACAAAAGUGCUGGAAUCACAACCCUUUGCUCCGACCAACUUUUGAACAAAUCAAAAAGUUCCUGCAUAAAAUGAAUCCAAACAAAUUCAGCCCAGUUGACAUGAUGAUGAGCCUGAUGGAAAAGUACAGCAAGCACUUGGAGUCGGUCGUCACUGAACGAACGCAAGACCUCGUGUUGGAAAAACAGAAGACGGAUCGGCUGCUAUACAGUAUGUUACCGAAGCAGAUUGCGGAUGAUCUGAGGCAAGGGCGGGUCACGAAGGCUCAGAGCUAUGCAAGUGCCACUGUGUUUUUCAGCGACAUCGUUGGCUUCACGCAGCUGUCCAGUUCGAGCACCCCCUACGAAGUGGUGGACUUCCUGAACAAGCUGUACACGUCCUUCGACGGGAUCAUCGACAACUACGAUGUGUACAAAGUGGAGACCAUAGGAGAUGCCUAUAUGGUCGUUUCUGGAGUGCCCACAGAAAACCACAAUCAGCACGCCGUUGAAACUGCAAAUAUGGCUCUCGAUCUGGUGAACGUGUGCCAGGCGUUUGUCAUUCCACACAAACCCGAGAUGCAGUUGAAGAUCAGGGCAGGAAUUCACACAGGCCCAGUCGUCGCUGGCGUGGUGGGCACGAAGAUGCCGCGCUACUGCUUAUUUGGAGACACGGUAAACACCGCUUCGCGCAUGGAGUCUACAAGCGAAGCUCUGAAGAUCCAAUGCAGCCCAAGCACAAGCAGUAUUUUGCAGCAAAUCGGAAGCUAUUUGCUGAGCUGUCGUGGAACCGUCACCGUCAAGGGGAAAGGAGAAAUGAUCACCUGGUGGCUGGAGGGGAGAGAUACAAGUACGAAAAAAUAAAUAAUACAUUGGAGACACUGACCACGAUUUCCAAGGUCUACCUGAUUGUGCGAUCAUAGUAGACAAACAAAGGACUUUAAUGAGUGUUAUUAACAUGCACCUAACGUCUGUUUUUCAUUCGAAGUAAAAUAUACUUCUAAGUAAAAAAAUAAACAUCGUGUGCCUUUUGCACGAUAAAUUGUGAUUCCUCGUGCCUCACUCCCCGGCUACAGCUGCUUCACACGCCAAGCGCCUCGGUCCUGCCCACAGAAUCCUUAUUUAUACACUGGAGGAAUCCGAUGAGCUGUGAAGCUCUUUUUCACAGAUGUACGUAUGUAUGUUGAACGUA
This is a messenger RNA of Petromyzon marinus (sea lamprey), 3273 nucleotides long. Its product is annotated as atrial natriuretic peptide receptor 1-like. Gene Ontology annotation, molecular function: peptide receptor activity; guanylate cyclase activity; protein kinase activity. Gene Ontology annotation, biological process: protein phosphorylation; receptor guanylyl cyclase signaling pathway; cGMP biosynthetic process. NCBI's taxonomy places the organism in Eukaryota, Metazoa, Chordata, Hyperoartia, Petromyzontiformes, Petromyzontidae. Gene Ontology annotation, cellular component: plasma membrane. The record is from RefSeq and is a predicted model, not a curated record.